Messenger RNA from Oncorhynchus masou masou (cherry salmon), 2205 nucleotides. RefSeq names its product secreted phosphoprotein 1 (gene spp1). The record is from RefSeq and is a predicted model, not a curated record. The coding region runs from base 142 to 1206 and encodes 354 amino acids. The transcript is spliced from 7 exons. Lineage: Eukaryota; Metazoa; Chordata; Actinopteri; Salmoniformes; Salmonidae. Gene Ontology annotation, biological process: cell adhesion; ossification.
CAUCCACAUCCAAACUGAACUGUGCUGUUCCUCCUCUGGCAUCCAAGAGAAUACUGAGCAGCUCUCCACUCAUCCUGACUGACUAGUGUAGUGCUAUCCUGUGGAUUCUCUGACGAACACAUCCAGAUACACAUUGUGACAAUGAAGGCUGCAAUUGUUUUCGCCCUGCUCUUUGCAACGGUCCUCUGUCGCCCGGUGAAACGCUCAUCCAGCAGCAGUUCAGAGAGCUCAGAGGAAGUGGUUAAACCAGCACCGGUGCUUCGGAAAGCCCUAGUAGAUCUCACCCAGGCUGCAUCUGUACAGAAUGUGGGUGCUGGUACAGCAUCAGAUGAGAGCUCCGACGAAGAUGAAACAGAAGGAGCUGAUCCUACAUCAGACCCAACAGUGGACAGCACAUCAUCGACAGACAGUGCAGACAGUGACGAAAGCAAGGACAGCACAGGCAGCACAGACAGUGAUGACACAGAGGAGUCAGAGUCCGGGGAAGCAGACACCACCGCUGCCCCUCCCACCGCGGAGCCCACUGUUGAGCCCACCCUGGCUCCCACCGAGGCCCCCAUCUACGACGACGGACGCGGGGACAGCAUGGGCUACCCCGGUGACUACAAGAAGUCUAUCUAUGUAGAUACCAACAACAUCGAGAAGGGACCCUCCCCAUACAAAUAUUAUGGAAAGAUGGACGAGGGCAUGUAUGCUGGCAAGAAGGUGUCCGUCUAUGACACCGGGCUCGGAAACGAGAUUGAGAAGACGCUGACCGUGUUCAAGGCCCUGCAGGUGCAUGAUUUGAUGGAAGAGGACACCAGCACCCCCGAGGUGGAGAGCCAGGGUUUGGAUGUCUCCAGCGGGACAGCCGAGGAGCCCAGCCUGCGCCAAGCGCACGUCGAUGAAGCCAGCCAGGACAACGGUCCCUCUGAAAGCCCCGAGAGCCAAGGAGCUGAGAGCCUGGAGGAGGAAGAGGCAGAUAGUGCCAGCGCUAGCGCCAGUGAUGUGACUAGUGAGAGCACCAGUAGCGCUAGCAGCGACGGCACCAGCGAGAGCACUAGCGCCAGUGAUGAGACUGACAGCAGCAACAGCAGUGAGGAGGCUACAGCCACGCCCGGGGCGGCAGACAGCGACGAGAGCCAGGAGAGUGACAGCAACUCGGCUGAGGAGGCGGCCACAGAGGCUACCAUAGAUACCGACGCUCCCGUUGUCAUAGUUGCCUAGUAAAGGCCUGUCUCUCUCAUCCUGCUGCUGUCGACAGUGAAGAAUGCUACCAGGACCAGGACGGUGCUCUAUGACCUUACAUUAGGAGGUCAGAACAGAGAGAAUAACAAACAGACGGCCCUUAAGGUCUAAUACAGUACGUCAAUAAUUCCUGAUAAGAGCAAUACUAGCCAACACAUCAGGACAUACAGAACAGUCCAUUUUUUCAAUUGCACAAUUAUUUACACUACAUGUUGUUUGUCCCAUUUUUACUGUAUGUAUAAUGUAUCGUUUCUAAAUAAUUUCCUUUUUUUCAUAAAACGCAUGGUGGGUCUGUUAUUUCACAUUUGUAUACUUUGUUGUAUCUACUGAGCCAUUGAUCUCUGUGUAUAGUACUAUGCAGAGACUCAUACAUUACGAGCUAAAUUACAGACUCAGCAUUCACAGUUGUGUUCACCAGAGAAAGAGACUAGACACACAGUAUUCUUUAUGAUAUGAGGGCUCUCCUAAACCACACUCCAUCACACACCAUCAUUCAGUUCAUUCUGAGCUGAAAUAUGAACAAAAGGCCCUGUCAUGGUCAACGUCUCAUUCCUUACCCGAAUGUCUCAUCUGAUGAGCUGUUGUCUCAGUCAGGAGGAAGACAGAGUUCAUAAGAAGCUAUGAACUCUUAGCAGUGUAGCACAGCAGAUAACCACACGAGAGUGGAAUGGAUAACACCACCGUCAAAUCAAAUCACAUCAAAUUCGAUUUGUCACAUACACAUAGUUAGCAGAUGUUAAUGCGAGUGUAGCGAAAUCCUUGUGCUUCUAGUUCCGACGAUGCAGUAAUAUCUAACAAGUAAUCUAACCUAACAAUUUCACAACAAUUACCUUAUACACACACAAGUGUAAAGGAAUGAAUAAGAAUAUGUACAUAAAAUAUAUGAAUGAGCGAUGGCCGAACGGCAUAGGCAAGAUGCAGUAGAUGGUAUAGAGUACAGUAUAUACAUAUGAGAUGAGUAAUGUAGGGUAUGUAAAC